CGCUGGGCGGCGCGCGAGAGCAAAGCGCAGGUCCCGCCGCCGCUUUAGCUGGUUGGUCGGCUGGCCGGCCUCUCGAGCGGCUCCUUCGUCACCGGGACAACCGGCGGCCCGCUAUUGCCUCACAAUGGCACUCUCAAAUGAUGAUGAAGCUCUUAUUAACAGAAAGUUACCAAAAGAACUCCUUUUAAGAAUAUUUUCCUUCUUGGAUGUAAUUACCUUGUGUCGAUGCGCACAAGUUUCUAAGUCUUGGAAUGUUUUGGCCCUGGAUGGCAGUAACUGGCAAAGAAUAGACCUUUUUAACUUUCAGACAGAUGUAGAGGGCCGGGUCUUAGAAAAUAUUUCCAAAAGAUGUGGUGGGUUCCUGAGACAACUGAGUCUGAGAGGCUGUCUUGGGGUUGGAGAUACUUCUUUAAAAACAUUUGCACAGAACUGUAGAAACAUUGAACAUUUGAACCUUAAUGGAUGCACAAAAAUUACUGAUAGCACUUGCUUUAGCCUUAGCAAAUUUUGCCCCAGGCUAAAACAUCUGGAUCUGACAUCUUGUAUUUCAAUCACAAACAACUCUUUGAGAAGUUUAAGUGAGGGAUGCCAAAAUCUGGAACUCUUGAAUCUUUCCUGGUGUGAUCAGAUUACAAAAGAUGGCAUUGAAGCACUGGUGAAAGGGUGCAGUGGACUAAAAGCACUAUUUCUUAGAGGAUGCACACAGCUGGUAGAUGAGGCGCUUCACAACAUUGAGACUCAUUGCCAUGAACUGGUUAUCUUAAACUUGCAGUCAUGCAUGCAAAUAUCUGAUGAAGGCAUAGCAGGUAUCUGUAGAGGAUGUCACCAACUCCAGUCGCUUUGUGUUUCUGGUUGUACAAACCUUACAGAUGCUUCUCUCGUAGCACUUGGUCUGAACUGUCCAAGACUGAAGAUUCUGGAGGCUGCAAGGUGUUCCCAUCUCACUGAUGCUGGUUUUGCACUUCUAGCACGGAAUUGCCAUGAACUAGAAAAGAUGGACCUAGAAGAAUGUGUUCUGAUAACAGAUAACACAUUGAUACAACUUUCCAUUCAUUGCCCUAAACUGCAAGCGUUGAGCUUGUCCCACUGUGAACUGAUCACGGAUGAUGGGAUUCUGCAUCUGAGCAGCAGCACAUGUGGACAUGAAAGACUCCAAGUACUUGAAUUGGACAACUGCCUUCUAAUCACAGACGUGACCCUAGAACAUCUUGAAAAUUGCCACAACUUAGAAAGAAUUGAAUUAUAUGACUGUCAGCAAGUCACCCGUGCAGGCAUCAAAAGAAUAAGAGCUCAUCUACCAGAUGUGAAAGUUCAUGCUUAUUUUGCUCCAGUAACUCCACCUCCUUCUGUAGGAGGCACUCGCCAACAACUCUGCCGAUGCUGCAUUAUUCUUUAGCAGGGUAUUGUCCCUAGAUCUGGAAUCAUAAGCAGACCUUGACAUCCCAGUCACAGUCUAGAGAAGCACCAGAUUUUCCAGCUCCAAAUUCCUCCAGUGAGGUUCACUUUCUGGCAUUGUUCAGAAAGCUGGUCAGUGCUGAUUGAUCGACACCCUUGCAAGGUAGGAAGGCUGCAGGAGUAGCAGAAAAGUUUUAUUCCUUUCCAGAAAAGACCUUGGACAGGUUCAAAUUUCCCAUUGAUGAUGGCCCAGAAGUAGUGCUAUUGUUGGAGGCAGUGGUCCUCUGGGAUGGGGAUACCUACCUCUUUGAAGGAUUAGGCAAGCAAUGUUCAGAGCCAGUGUUAAAGACCGGCCAGUGGACUUCCUCCACAGCUUCUGUUUUGUUUUGUGCACCCUUCCUUUGGGUGAAGAAUCUGUUGGCAGGAGACUGACAAUAGGCUACACAGAAUUCACAUUUGUCUAGUGACCUCUAGCAUUUAUAGCAGAUGCUAGGUUUGUUGGUUUGCCAUUUAGACCUCUGGUGACUGGGGAGGAGGCCCUAAGGGAUGUGCUUCAGAAGGGGAUCUCUUUCCUUCCUGGCCAUUUCUUGAGAGUCUUGCCUGGACUUAGAAUAAGACAUGUUUUCUGUCUUUAUGCUGUUCAUUUCAGAUGGGGGGGGAUUGCCUUGAUUUAUUUAAUAAAAUUUAUAUACCACUAGAUUGAAAUAUUAAAAUUAUCAAUAAAAAGUUUAAAAUCCUAGAAUGUUCACUUGUAAUGUUCCUCCCUGAUCAAACAGUUUAAGCAAGUCUUAGUGUUUUCUUGAUGCCUCCUUUAUGUCAUCAUUUG
Molecule: messenger RNA, 2221 nt
Organism: Lacerta agilis (Sand lizard)
Lineage: Eukaryota; Metazoa; Chordata; Lepidosauria; Squamata; Lacertidae
Gene: FBXL2
Product: F-box and leucine rich repeat protein 2
Exons: 16
Coding region: 125-1396 (423 amino acids)
Biological process (GO): SCF-dependent proteasomal ubiquitin-dependent protein catabolic process
Cellular component (GO): SCF ubiquitin ligase complex
Molecular function (GO): protein binding
Source: RefSeq, a predicted model, not a curated record